AAAUUGAGUAGUGUCAUUUUUAAUAUACGACAAGAGUAUUGACUGAAACUGAGUAUUUUUCCUAAACAUGUUAAGUUAGUGUUCGAAAUCUGAAUAUGUUUUCUAUCGGGCUGAAAGGAUUAUUGCUCUCUCUCACGUUUUUCCUUUGCAUUUUUACAACCAGCAGCCUAAAAUGUUAUGAUUGCUUUUGGGAUGAUUCGCCAGAAACGAAAGAUGAACGUCUAAAAGAAUUGUCCAAAGUCAAAGAUCGGAAAUUUCCAGUUUCUGAGAAUUAUAUUGGGGAAAAAGAAAGAACGAGAGCGCCAACAGAAGAAGAAAUAAGACGAAAAUGUGGCGUAAUGAACUGCCAAUCAGAAGACAGUUAUUGUUUAAAAUGGAGCUAUAUCUCAAACAAUCCAAAAAACAUCACCUACACAUGCGUGGGAAAUCCUCAAAAGAGAUCCGGAUGCUUUGAACACGAAAUUAAAAGCAAGGACACCAAACAAUACUUGAAAAUCCAAGCUUGCCUGUGUGAUGAAGAUUUGUGCAACAGAGCUCUUUCGUUAAACCCAAUGCAUCUCGUUACACUGUAUGCAACAUUAGUCGUGGUCUUGCUUACAUUUUAUAGACGAAAUUACUGCUGAGAAGACAGAUGAUUUGAUUUUAAUAACUUUUUAAUUAGAAAAAAAUCAGUUGGGCUCUGUAGCAGGAAGUUUUAACCCGCUACAAGGUGUCUAAAAAAUAUGAAAACGGUAAAAUAUUUGGAAAAAAAAACGCAUGGUAUCAAAAAUCUAAAAGAGGCAUUUUAUAUGAUACCAAAGUCGACACUCACUCCCAGAUUUGGGGGUGAUAGAAUUUAGUACCAUUGAAAAGCUUAUUUAAAAUUAAAUCGAUUUUUUUUUAAAUCCCCUUUUUAUUUUCUCGACUGACUCCAUCUGUAAAAGAAAAUGGAAUAAUCUGUAUAAAUCAAAUUAAUUUUUUCCUGAAAAUCCACUUCUACAAUAAAAAAUUUUGGGUUCUUGAUCGAUAUUGGUAUUAUUAUUUUUUUUAUAUUUUUGAUCCGAUGAGAUAUUUGACCGUUUAUAUAUUUUGCGGUCCCUCUGUAUUUGCAAAAUUGUAAUUUAAAAAUUGUAUUUCAUAGUUGGAAUUCUAAUCAAUGUUUGAAUUUUCGUGUAAUAAAAUCAGUUAACAUUGCUCUUCAUCUACCAAACUUGACUUCUGGGAAUCAUUCCAUUUUUUUGAAUUAUUUAAAUAAUUUAGUUUAUGAUCUUUCUACAAUCCCAUUCAUCUUUCUCAACAGUCUCAUCUGAUUUAAAAACCUUGGGAAAUAUUCGGAAAUCUGUUGUAAUUUAAUUGAUAAACCCUAGGGUUUCCUUGAAACCCCCUAAUCUUAUCUCCCUUUUUAUUUUAUUCAAACUUGUUAAACCACUUUUUAUUUCAUUCAAACUUGUUAAACCACUAAAUCUAUAUGUACAAUAUAUAUUUUGAUUAUAAAGUUUUUACAUUUCUUUCCAUAUGAGCAACAACAAAAAAAAUC
Molecule: messenger RNA, 1516 nt
Organism: Parasteatoda tepidariorum (common house spider)
Lineage: Eukaryota; Metazoa; Arthropoda; Arachnida; Araneae; Theridiidae
Source: RefSeq, a predicted model, not a curated record